Messenger RNA from Oldenlandia corymbosa var. corymbosa, 1714 nucleotides. NCBI's taxonomy places the organism in Eukaryota, Viridiplantae, Streptophyta, Magnoliopsida, Gentianales, Rubiaceae. The record is from the annotation of a GenBank genome assembly.
CGGAAGGAGUACCUACGUAAACUUUAAGAAAAAUGUAAAAAUCUAAUUUAGUGAAGUCAAUACCUUAUUUAGGAGCUUAUCCAUGAAAAAAAUUAAAAUUAAAAGAGGCCUGCACUAAGGACCAAUUAUGGCACGUGAGACGCAUGCGGCAUGCCAUUAUAGAGCAACUUGGGCUUUUUUUAUAUGGAUUUGUCCAAUUGCCACAAAGCAAUCAUAAGCAGCCCCGGCCUCUGUCCCUCUUUACCAAAAUUACUAAAAAAGUCAGCAGCCUCCUUCUUUGCUAAUCUAACAGCAUCUGUCACAAAUAUCCCUUCCGUCAUCCCAAAUUAUCACAAUCAUAUCAACCUAUCAACGGUUCAAGAAAGCCCAAAUCUCACCGCUCCGUCACUUUACAAUCUCACCCACCCCAUACAACGUAGUUCUUACUCUAUUAUUUUACCCCUUUUAGAUAUAUCCUAAAUUAAUUCUUUCAUUUUUUUUUAACACACCAAAUUUCCUCCAUUUUCACACUUCUUCCAGUUCCAAAGUUCCAACUAUGAGUCUGUGACUACGAAGCUUCAUCUUCUUGACUUCUUCCCUCUCCCUAUAUAUAAAUAGAAAUCUCGGUAACGAAACACAGAAGCUAGAUUAAUCCGGGUCGUUGCUGAACAUUCGGGUGGGGGCAGUUGAUGGGUUUUCCAGUGUGUUAUUCAGAGGUUUUCUUACCAAAGAUCUUCAUCUACGCGCUUUCCUUUCUGGGUUUUGUACGGAAUGUGAUUCUCUCCGUUUUUAGCCUUCUGGGUCUAUCUGAUUUCAUCGAACCAGCUGACGGGUACUUCCAGUCGGAGAGUGAUCCGACCCGCUUGCAACCCGUUAACCCACCGUUAUCCGCCGUCUUGAUACGGGAGCUUCUCCCGGUCAUCAAGUUCUCGGAGCUGGUGGAUUGUUCUGGCGGGGGGCCGCCGGAGGAGAGUUGCCCGGUGUGCUUGUACGAGUUCGAAGGGGAGGAGGAAAUCCGGUGGCUGAACAACUGUAAGCACAUUUUCCAUCGGAGCUGUCUGGACCGUUGGAUGGACCACGAUCAGAGGACUUGUCCACUUUGUAGGACUCCCUUUGUGCCACGUCACUUGGAAGAGGAGUUCAAUCAACGGCUCUCCGCUGCUGCUGCUGCUUCUACAUCGUACUUUUCCCCGGCCAUUGCUCAUAAUUUGUUUGAUGAAGAUUACGAUGAUAACAUUCCUAGUAUUAUUUCCAAUUUUUAGUUUUUUUUUAUUUAUUUUAUUUUUUGGGACAGCUUUUUAGUUACACACGUUGUAUAUAGUGAUGAAGAAAAAAGUUAUUUUAUUUAUUUAUUUAUUUUUGGGAAAAAAUUGUUACUUUUAUUGAAGUUUAUCUCUAUAUUCAACUUUUAGUUUAUUGGUUGGGUGGUUUGGUAGGUUAAGUUGGAAUUUUUGGCAAAUGUAUGGUAGUAGAAGAAAAAGAAAAGGUGGCAAUGGCGUGGCGUUUAACUUUUUGGAGUGCAGUUCUUGGCAGAGUUUAACGUUAAUAAUAACAUUAUUGGUGAUGGCGGAACUCGGCAAGGUUUGUUGCAAUUUUUUUAAAGAAGAUUUUCUCUAUGAUUUAAGUUGUUAUGAAGUUUUUGCGAAUUAGUGGACGAAAUUACGUCCACAAGUAAUUCAAAAUUGAGUAAAGUUGGUUCUUUUCGUUUAGCAAAAACUUUAAAAUAAAGAUGUGG